AAUGGCAUCAUUUUAUUGUGACCCAUAAAACAAAAAAGAAAAGUGAUAAAACAUAAAAAAAAACUUUCUAUAAAAAAAAAAAACAUUAAGAAACUUGCCCCUUCCUUCUCUCACAGAUCAUUCUAGGGCUCCUGACAGAAAAACCAAAUACCUUUUCCUCUUUCCAUUUUUGUAGAAUUUCAAAUCUUUCUUUCCUCAAUCUUUCACAAUGAUCUUUUCCUGUGAAGUUCUUGAUUUUAAAUCACCCUUUCUUCACUACUAGCUUAUCUCUUCUUCAAUUUUCUCUACCGACAUUCAAUUACUCUCCCUAUUCGGUGAGAUCUCUCUCUCUCUUUUAUGACUUUGGUUAUGAUGACUGGUCACUGGCUUGUUUAGGGUUUCAAUCUUUACAGAUCUUGUGGCAGAAAAAAUCAAGUCAAAGCAAGAAAAAUGGUUAGAGGAAAGAUAGAGAUGAAGAAAAUAGAAAACGCAACGAGUAGACAAGUGACUUUCUCAAAAAGAAGAAAUGGUUUGUUGAAGAAAGCUUAUGAGCUCUCAGUACUCUGCGAUGCUCAACUCUCUCUCAUCAUCUUCUCCCAGAGAGGAAGGCUUUAUGAAUUCUCUAGCUCUGAUAUGCAGAAGACGAUCGAACGCUACCGCAAGUACACAAAAGAUCAUGAAACCAGCAAUCACGACUCACAAAUUCACUUGCAGCAAUUGAAACAAGAAGCAAGCCACAUGAUAACAAAGAUUGAACUCCUUGAGUUUCACAAGCGGAAGCUAUUGGGACAAGGAAUUGCUUCUUGUUCUCUAGAAGAGCUUCAAGAAAUCGAUAGUCAACUCCAAAGAAGUCUGGGAAAGGUCCGAGAAAGAAAGGUACAUAUACUUCAUCACUAUCUAAUUGGUAUAUGAUGAUGAUCUAAUGUAACUAUACAACACAUAUUGACUUGAAUAAUCUCCAUCUCAGUCAUCAAGUUAUAGUCCUCAUUUAGAUAUGAACUUGAACACAGAUCUUUGCAACCAUUUAGCGUCAUAUCUCAACCAAUAUACUAACAUUGAUCAAGAGUCAAGUCACAUGUGUGUUUGUAUAUUAGUGUUGUUAUCAUGGAAAUGAAAAAAAAAGUUGGACAAAAUGUUUUAUAGGCUCAAUUGUUCAAGGAGCAGUUGGAGAAACUAAAAGCAAAGGUUUGAUACAUUAUGUUAUAAUAUAAGAUAUGUAUAUCAUACAUGCAAUUUUUUAACUAGCUUUUUUAUAUGAAAUUGGUGAAAGAGUGUCGGUUGUGUUUCAGGAGAAACAAUUGUUAGAAGAGAACGUCAAGUUACAUCAAAAGAAUGUUAUUAAUCCAUGGAGAGGAUCAUCGACUGAUCAGCAGCAAGAGAAAUACAAAGUUAUAGAUUUGAAUUUGGAAGUUGAAACUGACUUAUUCAUCGGUUUGCCAAAUAGAAACUGCUAGUAACAUUAUAUAAUAUGUUUAUUUAUUUAUCAUGAAAUAUUCAAAAUCAUUCAAUAAAUUGUGAGGUAAUGAUUUGGGAUAGUAUUUUCUGAGUUGUUAUAAUUCUAGUCCUUAUACAAUUAAAGAGAUAUAUAUAUACAGUAUAUUCAAAAUCCUUCAACUAAUUGUGG
Arabidopsis thaliana (thale cress) is the source of this 1603-nucleotide messenger RNA. RefSeq names its product AGAMOUS-like 42 (gene AGL42). Gene Ontology annotation, biological process: regulation of developmental process; positive regulation of transcription by RNA polymerase II; regulation of DNA-templated transcription. Lineage: Eukaryota; Viridiplantae; Streptophyta; Magnoliopsida; Brassicales; Brassicaceae. The transcript has 5 exons. The record is from RefSeq and is marked reviewed. Gene Ontology annotation, cellular component: nucleus. Bases 430 to 891 code for a protein of 153 amino acids. Gene Ontology annotation, molecular function: RNA polymerase II transcription regulatory region sequence-specific DNA binding; protein dimerization activity; DNA-binding transcription factor activity.